AUGAAAGCCUCUUUAGAGUUUGCAAAAAAAAAGCACCUGACUGUGAGGAACAAGAUUCUCUGGUUUGAUGAAACCAAGAUUGAACUGUUUGACCUCAGUUAUAAAUGUUAUGUCUGGAAGAAACCGGGCACUGCUCAUCACAUGCCCGAUACCAUCCCAAAAGUGAAGCAUGGUGGAGGCAGCAUCAUGCUGUGGGGCUGUAUAUUAGAAGCAGGGCUGGGAGACUGGUCUGGAAAGCUGAAUGGAGCAAAUGUUAAAGAGGAAAGAACAAUGCCUUCAAUCCUGACUCGGGUGUCUACACAUGUGCCGCGCCACAGCCUGUACAGCCUAUCAGAUAGCUCGGACUGUGAUCCAGAUAACGAGGCAGAAGAGGAUUCAUCCAGGAGCCUCACACCUCUGGAGAAGCUAACACUGGAUAUGUGUCAUGAUGAAAAAACCAUUAAAGAGCUGAAUGUGGGAAGAAGAGUAGGAUUCUAUAAAGUCUGUUGUGAGAUUGGGUGUGGAAACUUCUCCAAAGUCAAAUUGGCCUUCCAUGCUCUUACCAAAGACAAAGUUGCUAUUAAAGUUUUGGAUAAAUUGCGACUGGACUUACAGACCCAGCGGAUGCUAUCCAGAGAGAUCUCCAUAAUGGAGAGCUUGCAUCAUCCAAACAUUCUUUGGCUCUAUGAAGUGUUGGAGGCACCGAGUCGAUUGUAUCUAGUGCUGGAGUACGCCGGAGGAGGAGACCUGCAUGCCAGAAUCAGCUCUGAGGGAAAACUCUCUGAUCAAGAAAGCAAACUUGUGUUUGCCCAAAUCCUGUCGGCAGUAAAGUACAUGCAUGACAACAUCAUCAUACAUCGGGAUCUAAAGGCAGAAAAUAUCUUGUUCACCAGCAACUCCUGUGUAAAGGUAGCUGACUUUGGCUUCAGCACAAAGAUCAGCAACCGCAGCCAGAUGUUGGACACCUUCUGUGGCUCCCCUCCAUAUGCAGCACCAGAGCUCUUCAAAGAUGAAGCCUACUUGGGGCCACCUGUAGACGUAUGGGCUAUGGGGGUCCUUCUUUUUUUCAUGGUGACUGGCACCAUGCCGUUCCGUGCUGACACUGUUUGUAAGCUGCGCCGUUUUGUACUACAGGGAGUUUACGUUAUUCCCAUUUGGGUGUCUGCUCCAUGUCAGCGCCUGAUCCGGGGGAUUCUCAAGCCAGAGCCUACUGAGCGAUGUGUGCUGGAUCAGAUGCUGGGCUGUGAGUGGCUGCUGCCAGUGGAGACUCUGCGUCCCAUUCCUCAUUUCUACCAGCUUAACCCUGUCAACUUGCUGAAGGUAAGAUCAGGAUGGGCAGAGCAGGAAGAGGUGCAUGCUACCUUACAGAAACUUGGAGUCACAGAGAAACACAUUCUCAACAACCAGGGCAAGAACAGUCGAAGCCCAAUAACAGGUAUCUAUCGCAUUGUACUCCAUCGGAUCCAAAGGAACAAAGGUGCUGAGUGUCUGCCUUCAAUCACAGGUGUAGUCAGAGACCCAAAGCGGGACAGUCUUCGCACCUACAGGAAUUUACGACACACCUCAAAACUGUGUGUCCUCUCUUAAUGAGCAUAACAUACAGAAAAUGGGUUUUCUUUGUUCUAGUUCACAAGGUUAGUUGUCUU
Tachysurus fulvidraco (yellow catfish) is the source of this 1625-nucleotide messenger RNA. It is a transcript of the gene nim1kb, whose product is annotated as NIM1 serine/threonine protein kinase. Gene Ontology annotation, cellular component: cytoplasm. The transcript is spliced from 4 exons. Gene Ontology annotation, molecular function: protein serine/threonine kinase activity; ATP binding; tau-protein kinase activity. The record is from RefSeq and is a predicted model, not a curated record. Gene Ontology annotation, biological process: microtubule cytoskeleton organization; protein phosphorylation; intracellular signal transduction. Bases 1 to 1566 code for a protein of 521 amino acids. Lineage: Eukaryota; Metazoa; Chordata; Actinopteri; Siluriformes; Bagridae.